GUGACGCCGUGGGCGGGGCUUGCCCGUCCCUUUGGCCUUUAGCCCCGCCCACGGGCCUUUGGGUUCCCUGUUGCUGUUGCGCCGCUGCUGGCUGCUGUCCCCGGACUCCACCAUGGACAAGACAAUGGACGAGCCCCCCAUAUCAGCUGUCUUGCUGGAACACUGCAGUUUUUCUCAGGUCGUGUUUAACAGUGUCGAGAAGUUCUAUGUUCCUGGAGGAGAUGUCACAUGCUACUACACCUUUACCCAACAGUUCGUCCCUCGUCGCAAGGACUGGAUUGGCAUCUUUAAAGUCGGGUGGAAGACGACCCGGGAGUAUUACACCUUCAUGUGGGUUGCCUUGCCCAGUGACCUAAACAAGGAAUCAGCCAGGCAGCUGGAAGUCCAGUUCAAAGCUUAUUAUCUACCCAAGGACGAUGAGCAUUACCAGUUCUGCUAUGUGGAUCAAGAUGGCGUGGUCCGGGGAGCAAGUAUCCCUUUCCAGUUCCGUCCAGAAAGUGAGGAGGACAUCGUGGUUGUCACCACGAAGGGAAAGGUGGAAGAGAUCGAGCAGCACAAUGAGGAGCUUCUCCGAGAAAACCAGGAACUGAAAGACAGCUGUGCCAGCCUCCAGAAGCAGCACUCAGAUGCACAGGCUGAACUGGAGAGGAAGCAGGAGGCACUAGAGGCACUGCAGAGCAUCAAUAAGAAGUUAGAACAGAACAUGGAAGAGCAGAAGGCCUGUUGGGAGACUGAGCUGCUCCAACUGAAAGAAUACAACCAGAAGAUAUCCUCAGAAAACGAGAAGAUGGGGAGCAGAGUAGACCAGCUUCAGGCCCAGCUGUCAACUCAAGAGAAAGAAAUGGAGGAGCUUGUUCUGAGAGAGCAAGACAUGACAGAGCAGCUGCAGCGUCUCAAGAAUGAAAAUAGCCAGCUCACCCUCAGUCUAACUGAACAGAAGGAGCAGCAGAAGAAGCUUGAGCAGACAGUGGAAAAGAUGAAGCAGAGGGAAACCACGGCGAGGAAGAAACAGCAGGAGCUGACGGAGCCUAAGAACAAAGAGACAACAACAACGGAGGAGGAGUUAGUGCGAGAGGUUGACCGCCUAAAGGCAAAGGUAGAGGCCGGGAGAGCCUGUUACUUAGAGAAGUACAAAGAGUGUCAGCGACUCCACAAGCAGAUCAGGCAACUCAGGGCUUCGGCAAUGGAUGAGAACUUUGACCUGUCUAGAAAGCUAAGUGACAACAAGAUUGUGUCUGACGUUCUGAAGAGAGAGAAGGAGAGACUAGACAGAGAGAACAAUAUCCUGAAGAAGGAGAACAACAGACUGAUGAACUACAUGGGCCUCCAAGGUGACUCUUUGCCACAACAAAUGCAUUCUUCAGAUCAAGGAGCUGGUAGGCAAAACCCAGGCCUUGUGUACGGAAACCCAUAUUCUGGUAUCCAAGAAAGUUCUGCUCCCAGCCCGCUUGCCAUGAAGAAGUGCCUCAUCUGUUCAUCAGACUUUGGUGAUGGAGUCUGUGAUCACAUCUUGGAGCAGCAGCAAAUGCAGACCCAUUUCUUGAGUUGUCCAAUUUGUGACGAAGCCUUCCCGGCGAGAGAGAAGCAGAUCUUUGAAGACCAUGUAUUCUGCCACUCUCUCUGAGUGACCCCGCCUGCGGUCUGUGCUGCAUCAGCUUUCACAGUGUAGAACACAGUCUCCUGUAAGCUGUCCAAGCAGAGAAGACAAGCCUGUCUAAAUCAUUU
This is a messenger RNA of Peromyscus eremicus (cactus mouse), 1725 nucleotides long. RefSeq names its product calcium binding and coiled-coil domain 2 (gene Calcoco2). The coding region runs from base 113 to 1624 and encodes 503 amino acids. Gene Ontology annotation, biological process: positive regulation of autophagosome maturation; xenophagy. Lineage: Eukaryota; Metazoa; Chordata; Mammalia; Rodentia; Cricetidae. The transcript has 14 exons. The record is from RefSeq and is a predicted model, not a curated record. Gene Ontology annotation, cellular component: PML body; autophagosome.